CAGGUCGUGGGCUGACGCCGUGCAGGCUGCUGGGAGAAUGGGUCUCCUCCUCUCUUCCCCGAUUGUGUGGGGGCUGUCAUUGACCUGGCGUCGCUGCAAAACCGAAGUCGCUGAAUGAUGAUGUUGUGAAGUGGCCCGCCCGUCCCUGCCACGCCCAGGUAGUUUUUGGCAGCGGAGGCCGCGCAGGCUGCUGCUCUCCAGCUGCCGCUUCAUUGGAGACUUUUCCCUGAGGGAGCUUGGGCGUUGGACGGAGGACGCCAGGUCAUUCCUGUCAUGACCAUCCAAGGUGUGAUAAUCACAUGAGAGCACUCUGCUCCAGAUGUCAUUUGACUCAUCAAACAAAAAUCUGCUUAAAAGCAAAUAUCCCUUUGACCAGAACCUUUCUUUAUUCAAUGGCUUGAUGGAUUUCCUUUACUCUGAUUCAAACCAAAGCUAUCCUUCUCAACCAAAACAAAAAAGGAUCUUGCAUGAGUCAAUCCCAGGAUGCCACUUUUACAGCACCAAUGGGUGAAGAAAACCUCAUGAAUAUCAAUCACAGAGACUCAGAGAGCAUCACUGAUGUCUGCUCCAAUGAAGAUGUCCCUGAAGUUGAGCUUGUGAGCCUGCUAGAAGAACAACUACCCCAGUAUAAGCUCAGAGUGGACUCUCUAUUUCUUUAUGAAAACCAAGAUUGGACUCAGUCCCCACACCAGCAGCAACAUGCAUCUGACACCCUCUCUCCAGUACUUGCUGAAGAGACUUUCCGUUAUAUGAUUCUAGGCACAGACAGGGUGGAGCAGAUGACCAAAACUUACAAUGACAUCGACAUGGUUACACAUCUCCUGGCAGAGAGGGAUCGUGAUCUGGAGCUAGCUGCUCGAAUUGGACAAGCUCUCUUAAAGAGGAACCAUGCAUUGUCUGAGCAGAAUGAAACCCUGGAGGAGCAACUGGGACAAGCCUUUGAUCAAGUUAAUCAACUGCAGCAUGAGCUGUCCAAGAAAGAUGAGUUGCUUCGAAUUGUCUCCAUUGCUUCUGAAGAGAGUGAAACUGAUUCCAGCUGCUCUACACCUCUUCGCUUCAAUGAGUCCUUUAGCUUAUCUCAAGGUUUGCUGCAAUUGGACAUGCUGCAAGAAAAGCUCAAGGAACUGGAAGAAGAGAAUAUGCUUCUUCGAUCCAAGGCUUGUCACAUAAAGACAGAAACUAUUACCUAUGAAGAGAAAGAACAGCAGCUUGUCAGUGAUUGUGUUAAAGAACUUCGUGAAACCAAUGCUCAGAUGUCCAGAAUGACUGAAGAAUUGUCUGGGAAGAGUGAUGAACUGAUUCGAUACCAAGAAGAGAUUUCCUCUCUCUUGUCUCAGAUUGUAGAUCUUCAGCACAAACUUAAAGAACAUGUGAUUGAGAAGGAAGAACUGAGACUUCACCUCCAAGCUUCCAAAGAUGCCCAAAGACAAUUGACGAUGGAGCUUCAUGAGUUACAAGACAGGAAUAUGGAGUGUCUCGGAAUGCUACAUGAAUCUCAAGAAGAAAUAAAGGAACUUCGCAGUAGAUCUAGCCCUGCAGCUCAUCUCUACUUCUCUCAGCCAUAUGGAGUUUUCUCUGGGGAAUCUCUGGCAGCUGAGAUUGAGGGGACCAUGCGUAAGAAGUUGAGUUUGGAUGAGGAAUCUUCUCUCUUUAAACAAAAAGCCCAACAGAAACGGGUAUUUGACACUGUCAAGGUUGCCAAUGACACCCGGGGUCGCUCUGUCCCAUUCCCAAUUCUACUGCCCAUCCCAGGCUCCAACCGCUCAAGUGUCAUCAUGACAGCAAAACCAUUUGAAUCUGGCUUAGAACCAACAGAGAGCAAAACAACCCAGAAGAGUAACUUGGAGGAAGAUCCAGGGAACAUCCAGAAGACGGAUCAACCAGGACCCUCUACAGAGAGCGAUUUGGCAACAGCACUUCAUCGCCUCAGUCUGCGGCGACAGAACUACUUAAGUGAGAAGCAGUUCUUUGCAGAAGAAUGGCAGCGGAAGAUCCAAGUUCUGGCUGACCAGAAAGAAGAGGGUAGUGGCUGUGGCACGCCCACAGAGAGCCUGGCCUCCCUCUACACCGACCAGUCGGAGACCACAGACCUAAGCAGUGCCAGUUGCCUUCGAGGUUUUAUGCCUGAAAAAUUACAAAUUGUCAAGCCCCUUGAAGGAUCACAAACUCUGCAUCAAUGGCAGCAACUUGCUCAACCAAAUUUAGGAACCAUUCUUGACCCACGACCAGGUGUCAUCACUAAAGGCUUUACCCAGUUGCCCAAGGAUGCCAUCUAUCACCUCUCAGAUUUAGAAGAAGAUGAAGAGGAGGGUAUCACUUUUCAGGUUCAGCAACCUCUUCAAGUGGAACAGAAAACAUCAGUAUCCCAGCCAGUAACAGGAAUCUUCCUGCCACCCAUGACUUCAGCUGGUGGUCCAGUUACAGUUGCAACCUCAAACCCAGGCAAGUGUCUGUCCUGCACAAACUCGACAUUUACCUUCACCACCUGUAGGAUAUUACAUCCCUCUGAUAUCACUCAGGUUACCCCCAGCUCUGGCUUCCCUUCCUUAUCCUGUGCAAGCAGUGGUAGCAGUUCAUCAAACACAGCAGUGAAUUCUCCUGCCGUGUCCUACAGGCUCAGCGUUGGUGAAUCUAUCACUAACCGACGAGAUUCCACCAUAACCUUCAGCAGCACCGUGAGCUUGGCCAAACUUCUACAGGAGCGAGGCAUCUCCGCUAAAGUGUACCACAGCCCAAUUUCAGAGAUCCCUCUCCUCCAGCCUCUCCCUCGAGGCCUAUCUACCCCUUCCACACCACCAAAUUCACCAUCUCAUUCACCUUGCCCUUCUCCUUUGCCCAUGGAGCCUCGAGUGCAUGUCUCUGAAAAUUUUUUGGCCUCCCGACCAGCAGAAACGUUCCUCCAAGAGAUGUAUGGCCUGAGACCAUCCCGAAACCCUCCUGAUGUUGGCCAGUUGAAGAUGAACUUAGUGGACAGGCUGAAGAGACUGGGGAUAGCCAGAGUGAUCAAGACCCCCGAGGCCCAGGCAAAUGGAAGAAGCCAAAAAGCAGAAAAUGGUCUUCAAAGACCAAACUCUGCUGUCUAUUUAAAUUCAGGGAGCAAUUUACUGAGUGGACUGAGGAGGAAUCAGAGUCUUCCAGUCAUGUUGGGUAGCUUCAGCACCCCAGUUUGCACAUCAUCCCCCAAAAUGGAUAUCCUGAAGGAGGAUUGAAGUUCAGCAGUUGACUGACGUCUUAUCAAGUUAGCACAUGAAGGAAAGAUUUGCACUGUUUAUAUGUAGUCUUGUCUGAGAGAAAAGGAAUGUCGCAGAAGGGUUGUGAAUGUAGAAAGGGGAGGGUGAAAGAAUGGAAACAGGAUUAGCAUGAGGUCUGUCUGAUAACUUGAAAGUAUAAAUGAAUGGGUCAUGAGUAUUUGGAGGCAAGGGAAAGAAAAAAGGUUGAAUGUAGUCCUUCAGUUGGUUUUUCUUGUCUUGAAAAUAAAAAGUGACUAGAAAAUAAAUCCAGUAAUUUUGAAACACACUAGAAAUACUGAACUUCCUAGUACACUUACUUCUGGUGAGCGUAAGCAGGAAGGACCUAGGUUAGGAGAUGGGAUAGAAGAAGAAGCAGCUUGGACCACUGCCUUUAGAAAGCUGUUCCAGAAGGUUGCUGGGGUAAACUCGGUCUGUUACUGAGACGACAGUGAUAUGGCUUUUAUGUUGGCCCCUGUUAACGUCUGGUUAAAUUACACAUCCAUCAGAAAGUAAGCUCACUGCAUUAUCAAACAAGGAAUUUCACCUUUUUCAUAAGAUCAGAGUAGUGGAGACUCCCUUUUUGCUUUCUGUUUUCAGGACUUUGAACCCCUGGGAGCCCAAACGUCAUCCACAUUCCUUUUGCACUUGUGAUUAAUAAGUGUUCAGUUUUUUAAUUUGUAUUUUUAUAUAGUAUCCCCCUCAAACAGUAUAAGUUGGGGAUGGGGGUAGGAAGGAUUUAUUUUAAGAAGGGAAGUGUGGGUACAUUGGAACCAAGGCAUCUCGUUUUCAGAAUAUUUAUUCUGAAUAAAUGUAAUGACCAAGUUGUAUGAACAUAGUUACAUGUCUUUCAGAUUUCCUUGGAGGCUGGAAAGGUUAAACCAGAAGUGCAAUCCAUAGGAAUUUGAGAAUGUUGUGUGUUUAUGUCCGUAAGGUUUUUUGUAAGGAAAGUUGAUUGCAAGUAAACUUUUUCCAAAAUAUGCUAUGCAUGUUUUUAAUGAAGAAUGACAUGUAUUUGCACAAAAAUUCUCAGGCACAGUCUAAUAUUAUAAACUGAAGUAAAACCCAGGUGCUUGCUUUGAGAUUGUUUUUUAAUAUAAAAUAAAAUUAAGACACAUUUGCCUUUUUAUUAAUAUCUGUAGAAUUAGAGAAUGAACUUUUCAAUGGAAAAGUCAAAGCUUUUGUUUUUUCUCUGGGAUUCUGUUUUUGUUUUUAACUAUGUGAAAUGGCAAAGUGAAACUCGGGGAUUAGGUUUCAGCUUCCAGCGGUGUGAUGCAAGGCUGUGAAUUAGGAAGAAACAGACCUGUUUUUUGAGUAUUGCUGACCAAGGUCUUUAUCUCGGCCGUGAAGUUCAGAAAGAAAUGCCAUCACACAAAAGGCAUAAUAGAGAGAAGCUAGAAGGGGGCUAGUUAUUUUUGAAAAGGGGAGACAUGUUACUUGAUCUUUUCAGUGUUUCAUUAGCAGAUUUUUUGCCCCUUUGUUCUGACUUAAAGUGCAAGGCCUUUUCUGAAGUAUUCUUGAUGGGAGCGUUGCUCCUGGGGCUCCCAUCCGUACACCUGUUACAGACCAGAGGAGGGCCUUCUCUCUUCUCGAGCUGCUUAUUGUGCUCAAAGCACACAUGCAGUAGUAAAAUGUGUGGGUUUUCUGUGCUUUUUACAGAUCUUUUAAUAAGACUUUUCUAAAUAAAUUUCUCAAAAUUAAAAGUGAGAGUGUCCUUUCCCUAUUCUCUCCCCCUUGCUCAGUCCUUCUGAAGUCAGAAGACUGUAUACGUAGAUGUUCAGAAAGGAUUCCAGCUGGCAUGUAAGUGAAUGUCAGUGUCCUGAAUGUGAACCAGAAGAAUUCCUGAUGCUUCAAUUUCUAAAAUAUUCCCAUUUUAAAUGAUAAUAUUUGAGUUUCUACUUCAUAAAGUAACUCUGGGGUGCUUAUUUUAGACAAUUCUUUAAGCUUUUUAUUUAUUCUCUAAGAAAGUAAUCUUCUUAUUGCCAGUUGCCGAGAAACAUCAGGAUCUAGGAAAAUGUAGGGCCAGAGAGUAGUACAAAGUGUUAAAUUAUCAGAGUUUAUGUAUAUUAUAUAAACAGCUAUAAAUUAAGCAAGAUUUGGGCAUGUUGUGUAUAAUUAGUAUAUUUGUAAAAUAACUGAUGCUAAAAUGAUCGCUUUAGAGGCAGGGCAAGAGCGUAUUCACAGCCAAAUAAGCCUGUCUGAUUAAAGAAAAUCAGACUUUGGUUCUUGAAAAUUAAACUGAUGUUGCUGUUCCACCAGAAACACAAGGAUUAUAAACUGAUGCUUGCUUGUCUCUAGAAAUGAAUUCUGUUUUGAAAUUGGGUUUUGUCGUUUUUGAAAUUUCCAUCUAAAAUCAUUUUUGAAUACUGCCUGAGACUCUCUACUAUAAUGAAAUAGUGUGUAAGGAUAGUAAGAACUGGAGCCUUGUAGCAAGUUCUUUCUUAAUUUAUCUGUUAUGCUUUAGCACUGUUCACAUUUUAAUUUUCUUGUAUCCACUGUGUAGGUACUUUAAUGCCAGUUUGGAAAACGCCAAUCUUUCUUUUUUCUUCUGAAGGCUCUCAAUGAUUAUACCUCAGGUAUUUCUGAGUAUCCUGUUGCUAGGAGGGAUACCUUCCCUGUGAAUUCAGAAUUAAAAGUUCUCCAGAAUUAUCAUGAUCCCAAAUCUUAUGUAAAUAGCUUUACCCAUGGGUCUUGGAAAAAAGUUAAUGACCAUUGUUAAAGUAGUUUUUAAAAAAAAUUUUGUACUCUAUGUCCUUGAUUUGACCUGAAUAAACAGACUUUGACAAAGGGAGGCAUGUUAUCGGCAGCUCACAAGAGCCUGUUCUCUAGAAAAGGUGUAUUUUUAUACAGUAUUCAAAGCCUGUUAUUUUUUUUCUGGUACUUAAUUAGUACUUGUUGUUCAAACACUGACUCUUGACAUCUGGAACCAGAGCUCUUGGUGUUCAGUGGCCCACUCCUCUGAUGUCGGAUGCCUGCAAGCCUGUACCCUGAGCGCAGCACAGCAGAGUCGACACUGAGUGGCCGCUUUGCCUUCACAGCUAUCAGGAAGUGGCGUGGGGCCCUCUGUGGCUGCCGGCGAGAUACUGUAGUAUGAUAUCUGGGGUUUGACUUUGUCAAAUGGCUCUUUGUGCACCUACCUUUGCUUUGUCGAAUGUAAAUCAGAUAAUAAACAUGAGUAUCUUCUUAAA
Bubalus bubalis (water buffalo) is the source of this 6415-nucleotide messenger RNA. It is a transcript of the gene TRAK2, whose product is annotated as trafficking kinesin protein 2. NCBI's taxonomy places the organism in Eukaryota, Metazoa, Chordata, Mammalia, Artiodactyla, Bovidae. Gene Ontology annotation, molecular function: GABA receptor binding. Gene Ontology annotation, biological process: neurogenesis; anterograde axonal transport of mitochondrion. The record is from RefSeq and is a predicted model, not a curated record. The transcript has 16 exons. Bases 468 to 3209 code for a protein of 913 amino acids. Gene Ontology annotation, cellular component: dendrite.